Messenger RNA from Salvia hispanica, 1149 nucleotides. RefSeq names its product protein FAR1-RELATED SEQUENCE 5-like. NCBI's taxonomy places the organism in Eukaryota, Viridiplantae, Streptophyta, Magnoliopsida, Lamiales, Lamiaceae. The record is from RefSeq and is a predicted model, not a curated record. Gene Ontology annotation, molecular function: zinc ion binding.
AUGAUUGUUACCGACCAAGAUAGAGGUAUGAGAGCAGCUAUUCGUGAUGUUUUGGUGGAUACAAAGCAUAGAUGGUGCAUGUGGCACAUUAUGCUUAAACUUACCGACAAAAUUCCAAGGAGAUGUCUAGAAAAUGAAGAGUUGAAAAAAGAGAUUAGUGCUUGUGUGUGGUCUGAGGUACUAGAGCCGGAAGAGUUUGAAGAUUCAUGGAUGGGGAUAAUGGAGCGUUAUGAGCUUCUUCAUGUCGAGUGGUUUGUAACAAUGUUUGACGAUAGAGAGAUGUGGGUCCCUGCCUAUUUUAGAGACUUUCCCAUGGGGUCUCUUAUUAGGACGACGUCUGUUUCCGAGUCUGAGAAUAGCUUUUAUAAAACAUUCACCAGACCUCGCUCCAAUCUAGUUGAGUUCAUCAUGAAUUUUGAUCAUGCCUUGGCUGCACAGAGAAAUUCUAGCUCGAAGUUAGAUUAUAUGGAUUCAACUAUUAUACCACCGUUCUCCAGUCAGUUGGUAUUAGAAAAGCAUGCUGCAACAAAGUACACUGAUCACAUGUUCAAGAGAGUGCAACGUGAGAUAGUGGACGCAUUGCACCAUUGUAGCACUGAUGGUUUGUUGAAAGAUGAUGUGUUAGAGAUCUCCACAAUAAAGGACAAGUAUAGUAAAUCUUGGGUUGUUACCUACACGACCAGUGAGGAUUCGUAUUCCUGUUCUUGCAAAUUGUUUGGGAGAGAGAGAAUUCUUUGUAGUCAUAUAUUUUUGGUUUUCAAGAACAGGUUUUUGAAGGUUAUACCUGAUAAGUACUUCCAUGUGAGUUACAUGAAAAAAUUUGAUGCUGAUAGUGCCAUCAUUGAUUUGUUUUCAGCUGGAAUUGAUGAGCUUGGGAAGAGUCUUAUGACAAGAAUCCAUGAACCAUCUUCAGGAGACAAGGAUAAGCCAGUUAAAGAUUUCUAUUUUGCUGAAAAGCCAGCUGUGGUUAGAGUACAACCACCAUCAGUUGUGUCCACCAAAGGUUCGAAAAGUGAUUCCAAAAGCCGUUUGGUGUCCGCGAAGGAAAAGGCUAUAAAGUUGAACAGCAAACCAUUGCGUCAGUGUAAAAAAUGUGGCGAAUUUGGUCACCAUGACUCUAGGAACUGUGGUCGACAAAAGGGAAAAUAA